This is a messenger RNA of Knipowitschia caucasica, 2028 nucleotides long. NCBI's taxonomy places the organism in Eukaryota, Metazoa, Chordata, Actinopteri, Gobiiformes, Gobiidae. The record is from the annotation of a GenBank genome assembly.
AUGCUCUCCCAGCUGGAGUCGGUGUUCACGCGGGACUGCCUGGCGGACUCUCUGGACAGGAUGAAUCUGAACAGUCUGGGUCGGAUCUGCGGCUCCAGCCACAGCAACGACAUGGUGGUGCUGGACCGGGUCAAGCGGAAGAACUCUGUGCGCCGCAUGUCCAUCAUUGAAGACGGGCAGAUCGCAGAAGUGCUGUACCUGAUCCCCAAACAGUCUCUGAUGGGACAGAUGCCCUUCAUCGACCCCAGCAACUACGUCCUGUGUGAGAAGCUGGCCAGCAUCCCGGCAGAGAUGUCCGUGAUGCACACUCAGGACAGCUCUAACCUGAACACGGCGGCCAUGGAGAAGAGGAGCCUGGAGUGUCACCGCUGUGGAGAACCCUGCAAGGGACAAGUGCUGCGCGUCCAGAACAGCUACUUCCACAUCAAGUGCUUCAUCUGCAAAGUGUGCGGCUGUGACCUGUGUCAGUCCGGUUUCUUCGUCAAGAACGGAGACUGCCUGUGCCCCGUGGACUUCCGGCGGCUCCACGGCACCACCUGCACCAACUGCGGGGACUUCGUGGAGGGGGAGGUGGUCAGCGUCCUGGGGAAGAACUACCACCCGGCCUGCUUCGUCUGCACCAUUUGCACACAACCUUUUCCAGCUGGAGAUUGUGUGACGUUCAGUGGAAAAGAGUGUAUCUGCCAGAGAUGCCUGCGUCCGCGGUCUCCCAAGUCUCCCAACGACAAGCCCAAACUCUCCAGCAACUGCAGCGGCUGUGGCAGAGAAAUCAAGAAUGGCCAGGCUCUGGUGGCCUUAGGGAGGCACUGGCACCUGGGCUGCUUCAAGUGCAAAUCCUGCCGCCGCAUCCUGAGCGGGGAGUACAUCAGCAAAGAUGGAGUUCCGUAUUGUGAGAAAGACUACCAGCUUCAGUAUGGAGUCCAGUGUGAAGCCUGUCAGAAAUUUAUCACCGGUAAAGUUUUGGAGGCGGGAGACAAGCACUACCACCCCAGCUGCGCGAGGUGCUGUCGCUGCCACAAAAUCUUCACCGAAGGAGACGAAAUGUAUCUCCAAGGCACAUCCAUUUGGCAUCCGGACUGCAGACGCGGCAGCCGCAGCGAGGACAGCUCUAUGCCCACGCCGUCGUCCUCGGACAGCUCGUGCUCGCGGCCUGGCUCCUGCACUCCCGGCAGUCCCGGUCGCUCCCUCUGUGCAAAAGUAGAUAAUGAGAUCAUUGAUUACCGAGACUUAGCGGCAAUUCCCAGAGUCAAGGCUAUAUAUGAAAUAGAGCAUCCAGAUAUGAUAUCGUAUAAAUGUGCCAACGACUCGUGUGGUUCGGACGCCAAAGGCAGAGGACGGCACAGUGUCAGCCCUCGCGAGUCUCCCGCCAAUAUGUCAGUAAGCACAGAAGACAGUGAUGAACUGAGGAGACACAUCCCAAAAUCGUCAACGCAGCAAUCUUUCGGAGCGUAUGCCUCGCACAACCGCCACAGUUUCACUCCGUCCCGAUCUCCUCAGCACUUCCACAGACCGGGACUGGCAGUUUUCCGCUCUCUGCACUCUGCCCACAAUGGCCCCAUGCCCCCUCUCAGUCACAGCUCUGUGUCUCCUCACAAAGAUCAAGUCUACAACAUGUACUCCAGACCUCCUAUUUACAGGCAACACGACUUGAGCUUGACGAGCCAGACCUGCUCUCUGCCAGGGUACGCCCAGAACGGCCUCAAUCCGCAGCAAAUGGUGGCUGAUUACUCGCAGUACAACGGCAACAUAGACAGAGAUUAUAAGCUCCUCUGUGGCUCUCCGAUUGCACGGAUGGGCAGAGGAAUGUCUUUGCCUAAUUUGCUGCAGCCAAAAAUUUAUCCAUAUGAAAUACUCACUGUGAGCAGCAGGGGGCGAUUGAAACUUCCCAGAGACGUAGACAGGACAUGUCUUGAGCGGCAUUUGUCUCCGGACUCUUUCUUCGACCUGUUUGGGAUGGAGCUCCACGAUUUUGACAGACUCCCUCUUUGGAAACGGAACGAAAUGAAGAAAAAAGCAGAUCUUUUCUGA